This is a messenger RNA of Necator americanus (New World hookworm), 285 nucleotides long. RefSeq lists its product as uncharacterized. The transcript is spliced from 2 exons. NCBI's taxonomy places the organism in Eukaryota, Metazoa, Nematoda, Chromadorea, Rhabditida, Ancylostomatidae. The coding region runs from base 1 to 285 and encodes 94 amino acids. The record is from RefSeq and is a predicted model, not a curated record.
AUGUGCGACCUACAUGACCUGCACCAUUAUGUGGCAAAAGCUUCUCACAUACUGCGAAAAGGUGCCGUUGUCCAGCAAAUUGCCGAAGCCCACUCAAGUACUCGGAUCGGCGGCGAUAGCAGUUCACGCGAAACGCCAAGUGGAACGGAUGAGGCAGUGACGAAUGGACGAACUCUGAGCGAGCUCCGCUGUACAUCGAAAAGAUUGGGCAGAAGUGUAUUCGAAGACUCGCCUCGGCGACGAUGUGGGCAAGUGCGUCAGGCACUAGUACCAGUAGUUGGUUAA